AUCUCAUCUUGAAAUUGUCCUCAAUUUUUCUAAAUCAAAUUGUAACAAUUAAAUUCGAUUCCAUCGUUUAAAAUGAAAUUAAUGAUAAUAGGGUUCCUGUCGGUAGUGGCGUUCGUAGCUUGUGGCGAUGUACCCCCACCAUUCAAUAAAGUUAUCGAUGGAAAAAAUUGUUAUUGCCGUGAAAAAGAGUGCACGGACGUUUCGUGUGAAGAGAAAAAUUGUGUGUGCUUAGUUAAAGCAAUUAAAGGGCUUCAAAAUCAAAAAGAUGGCAAAUAUCCAAAGAAAUGGCUAUCCGCUUAUCUUCAACUCGUUCAAGAACGUUGCUUGUGCAUUCAAGGAUGUCAAAAUAUCUGUAAUCCUAACGAAUUUAUUGAAUGUUCAAGCGCUGCCUUUGAUCGCUUCCAGUGCAGAUAUCAAAAAUGGCUUCAUGGGAUUGCUGGAGAUGAAGGAUAUGAAGAAUUUGUAUCAGAUAUUAAUAAAAUUCUUACCGAUUGCAUCAAUAAAGAUUGCAAACCAAUUUGCUCGGGCGACGGUGAUUGCAAUCCAUUCUUCAUUCCAACAAAAGACUGUCUCAAUACAAAGAAAUGUGUUACGAAAGGCAUUUUGCAACUGGCCAAAAAACUGGAAGACGAAUCAGCUGCCGAAUUAUUAAAAGAUUUCAAGAUUUAUAGCGAAGCAUACUAUAAUCAAAUCCAAAUCUGUGAGGAGAGCAAAAAACCAACGCAAAGAGCAAUUUGUCUCGACAUCGCAAGAAGUGAAAUUGAACGCUCGCUUCAGGUUCUGUUGGAACAAUUGGUUAAAUCUGUGGGAUCGUGUAGUGCUGUUAGCAUCGUCAGUGCUCUGAAGCAGCUCGUUGCUGAGUGUGCCUCAAAGAAAAAAUAAACACCUUUCUCACAUUCAUAAAUUG
Messenger RNA from Contarinia nasturtii (swede midge), 907 nucleotides. RefSeq lists its product as uncharacterized. Lineage: Eukaryota; Metazoa; Arthropoda; Insecta; Diptera; Cecidomyiidae. The record is from RefSeq and is a predicted model, not a curated record. Bases 73 to 882 code for a protein of 269 amino acids. The transcript has 8 exons.